UCACUGGAAAUCUUUUUUCUGCAUUACUUGUUAAAAGUUGAAGGAAAGGGUGAGUGACUGUCCAAUGCUCUCCCUUCAGUGUCAGAAGUUUGGCGAUUACCACAAAGACGAUCCCAACUCCUUCAGGUUUUCUGAGACGUUCUCGCUGUAUCCUCAGUUCAUGUUCCACCUGAGACGCUCGCCCUUCCUGCAGGUGUUCAACAACAGUCCGGAUGAGAGCUCGUACUACCGACACCAGUUCAACCGGCACGAGCUGACGCAGGCGCUCAUCAUGAUCCAGCCCGUCCUCUACUCGUACUCCUUCCAGGGACCGCCAGAGGUCAGUCUCGUACGGACCGGGACGGCAAUGGCCUCCGAUCGCUGAUCGCUCGACCUCGUUUAUCGUCGCACC
This is a messenger RNA of Phyllopteryx taeniolatus (common seadragon), 391 nucleotides long. RefSeq names its product protein transport protein Sec23A-like. Lineage: Eukaryota; Metazoa; Chordata; Actinopteri; Syngnathiformes; Syngnathidae. The record is from RefSeq and is a predicted model, not a curated record. Gene Ontology annotation, biological process: intracellular protein transport; COPII-coated vesicle cargo loading; endoplasmic reticulum to Golgi vesicle-mediated transport. Bases 65 to 364 code for a protein of 99 amino acids. The transcript has 2 exons. Gene Ontology annotation, molecular function: GTPase activator activity. Gene Ontology annotation, cellular component: endoplasmic reticulum exit site; COPII vesicle coat.